Molecule: messenger RNA, 1613 nt
Organism: Alligator sinensis (Chinese alligator)
Lineage: Eukaryota; Metazoa; Chordata; Crocodylia; Alligatoridae
Product: eppin
Exons: 4
Biological process (GO): negative regulation of peptidase activity
Cellular component (GO): extracellular region
Molecular function (GO): serine-type endopeptidase inhibitor activity
Source: RefSeq, a predicted model, not a curated record
CUCGCCGCCCCGCGCCUGCUCUGUGCCAAGCCCACGCCACCGGCAGAGAAAGCCGGGUAUUGCUCUCGGCAGCCGCCCCUCGGCGGGGUGUUCGACGAGGAGCACUGCAGCGCCUGCCUCAAGGACCAGUCCUGCUCCAACUGCUCCAGCGAUGCCGACUGCCCCGGCGAGGCCAAGUGCUGCCCGGGCGACUGCGGCUUCACCUGCCAGGCCCCCGUGAAGGACUUCUGCCACCUGCCCUCUGUGUGCGGCAGCUGCAAGGCGCUCUUCGUCCGCUUCUUCUACAACUCCUCCAGCCGGGCCUGCGAGGAGUUUGUCUACGGCGGCUGUGGCGGCAACAAGAACAACUUUGAGACCAAGGAGGACUGCUCCCAGGCCUGCCAGCACCUGGACGCUGCUUAGCCUGUCCAGAGCAGGGAGGGGAGGAGGAAGCCGCCCUCCCGGGUGACCACUGCGCUAGGCAAGACUCGCAGCCCCCCCCGGGGCCGAUACGGCGGUCCCUGCCUGGCCGGCGUCCCAGGUCUCGUUCUUCCGGACUCUGCAACGAGGUUUCACCAGUGGCUGCUGCACUGCCAGGCCCAGCCCCAGCCCCAGCCCCAGCCCCGAGGCGCUGGCUCCCUGCCCGUUCUAUAGCUAUGAAGGUCUCUGCGCGGCGCAGCCGUGCUCCGCACAGGGAGGCACCUGCCCAGCAAGGGGAGCGGGACCCUGCCCGCGACCAGGGCACUCUGUGCUGCUGGCUGCAGCCCGGGCACGGGCACGCACGGUGCCAGCCUGGCCCCCUUCCCCGCAGAGGGCCCAAGCUGCUAAAUAUACGGACAGGACGUGCCAAACCCUGCUCUGGGCCUUGUCGCUGCAGCCUGCGGGGAGAUCCCCCAGCCCGUGGGGAAGGGGGCAGCAGCCAGGUGCUCGCCUGCCUUUGCCUGGGCUCUGCCCCUGCUGCUGGGGCUCCAGAGCUGGUGGUGGGGACAGGUCAGCCCCGGCCUCUUCCCCUGCGAAGCCCCGAUCACGACAGACCUGACGCUAUGCCAGCGUGACGCCUCUGCCAGCUGCGGUGCAGCCGGUGCUACGCGCUCUCACGAGAGCACGUAGCUUCCCUUGAGGCCCCGGUGCUCAGGGUGCGACGGAGGUGAGACACCCUUGGCUUUCUUCUUGAAGAAGGACAUUUCCAGCCCCCCGACUGGAGAGAAAAGCCCCUGGCCUGUGCUAUAAGAUGGGCAGCCCACCGGCAAAUGCAGAGCCCAGCUGGACUGGGGCAUCUGUGAGGUCUUGGGGCCAGUUCUGCAUUGGAAACCUCCCUCAGCUGCUCUCAGGCCAGCUGGACCCGGAGCUUGGCCAGGGCAGGCCACUGGCUGGAGACAGGGAGCCCUGACCUGCAGUCUCAGCUGUGCCACUGACUGCUCUGCGCCCUUGGUCCUGCCACUUUGCUGCUCCAUGCUCCCUCCGACUGGAAGCCGCCUGGGUACAGCCCCAGCACACGCCUGUUCAUCCCCACACAAACAGGGCUCAGUGCUGGUGUACUGCAAUCCCCCCCUGCCACCCUGACCCUCCCCCUCAGGGCUUUGCAGCAGUACAGCUCGGGGGGCACCGCAGCGCAGCGUUGCGCCACAGGGCAG